Aureobasidium namibiae CBS 147.97 is the source of this 942-nucleotide messenger RNA. RefSeq names its product Rox3-domain-containing protein. The coding region runs from base 1 to 942 and encodes 313 amino acids. NCBI's taxonomy places the organism in Eukaryota, Fungi, Ascomycota, Dothideomycetes, Dothideales, Saccotheciaceae. The record is from RefSeq and is a predicted model, not a curated record. Gene Ontology annotation, molecular function: transcription coregulator activity. The transcript is spliced from 3 exons. Gene Ontology annotation, biological process: regulation of transcription by RNA polymerase II. Gene Ontology annotation, cellular component: mediator complex.
AUGUCUUCGUCGGCGCAUAAUGGCAAAGACCAAUCCUUUCCCACGCCGCCGUCGUCCUACGUCCCGACGAACUCGCUCUCUAACCGCGACCUGAACUCGCACAAGUCGACUCCUCCCCACGCCAACUCGGACAUGGACACCGACAUGCCUGAUGCGCAGGCUCAGCCGCCGUCAUUGCCAUCGCGGCCAGUACUGCCGCUGCUCUGUCAAUCCCCUCACCCUAUCUCGCGACCUCACCCAAAUGAAAAUCUCAUCAACCUAUACGGCCUGCAAAGCAUCGCCAACUCGGUUCGCCGCACUGAUCCCAUCACCGGCGAGAAGAUCAACAAGCUGCGCAAGUCUUACGAGGGAAAGGUCAAGAAUUUCGGCCUUAGCGGAAAGAACAAGCCCACUGAUGUCCCUGGCGAGUUGGCCGGCUUCAUGCAAUGGGACGAGGGUUCAUGGUAUGACCAGCGUAUACACGGCAGAGAACUCGAGAACGCCCAAUCAUCGUCUCUCAUGGCUAACCUGGGUCGUGCCUUGACCAUGAACCCUGGCACUCUCCCUGCUGAUGAGCACAACAAGUGGAAAGCCAUUCUCGGUCUCGACGAUGGCAACAAGACUCCCUCUCAGCCCGCAAACAAGAUAGCAGCUCAUCCGCAGAUGCUCAAGGCGCAAGCCUCAUCCAUGCGCGCGUCUGCUCCUGCCUCGCCACGCUCCUCAAACCCCAACGGCAUUCGUCCCGAUCGCUCCAACAAGAAGCGCCGCUACGACGAGAGCAGCUACUCUGGCUACAAUGAGAGCUACCAAGAAGAUGAUGGCUACUCAACAGGUGGCUUGGAUGACAAGCGAAACUCUGCCGCCAAGAAGCGCCGAAAAGACUAUCCCACCAACUUCGAAACUUCUGGGGGCUCUCCAGCCUUCAACAACGGGAUGCUCGGCGUCGGUGUCAAAAGCUCAUGA